Molecule: messenger RNA, 17809 nt
Organism: Coregonus sp. 'balchen'
Lineage: Eukaryota; Metazoa; Chordata; Actinopteri; Salmoniformes; Salmonidae
Source: the annotation of a GenBank genome assembly
AGAAAAGCGCAGGGCGCGCGAGGAGGAAGAAGAAAAAACUCAAAACAUGCUGGCAGAACGGGGUCACGAACUAUGACCUUUUACAGAAGAAAAACAAAAACAAAUAUUUUUUUAAAAAUAGAAGACCCAGACCUAAAUCUGCAAUCUUUGAUCCGGGGGUAAGUCUUCAUCCAAAAUAUUUAAGCGGUUUAAAGCUAGUGAAGGCACAGUCGAGGCAAAAAAAACCCAGGAUAUUUUGUUGUAGUCUGCUGCUGUGCUGUUCGAGGGACAGCUCUAGCCGGUGGUGGGCUUGGGUCUGCAUGGUUGUCAAUCUUGGGCAGUGCUGUCAUCUCUCAUCUUAUUUCAACGUUUAAUGUAUUACUUCUAGCAAUUAAAAUAUCCAUUCAGUGACAACGCCUUUGAAAAGCCUGUCCCCUGCGUCAAACCUUUGAUAUAAAUGGAUAUAUAAACGUGCCAAAAUAAAGCUCUAAGGCCGAGGACAAAAGAUGAGCUGUAGCUGUCAGUGCAGCCAAGUAGCUAGAAUGCUAGCCGGCUAGUACAACCGCGCAGAUGAACCCGACCCUUUUACCUUUGCCAUCUCGAGAACAAGGAAUUUUGUUUUGAGGGGUGCACGCGUAAGCAUAUGCGGGCGCUUCGAUUUUUCAUGUCAGGGUUUUGUUAUUGAAAUAAUAUGUUAAAUAACGGGUAUCUCAUCGAUAUAAACAUACAUAUUUUUACAUUUAAUGAAUGGCUGCCUGCCGUAUUGUUGGCGAAUUGCCAGGUUCUCCAUUUUGUCCGUUUGAAUGUCGGAAGAAAUUCGUUUUUGAUAGACUCGUCGUUUGGCUAGUGAGCUAACGAACCCAUGGCCUUCCCCCAUCCUUUAGCCAAUGACAGUCCUCACCGCGGUUGAAAUCAAAGCCUUUUCUUCCUAUAAUGUGACACACACACAGAGAGCGAUAUAAAGAAAGAAAGAUACAGACUCUCAGUCUCCCAAACACACACAAUAUGAUUGGUAAAAUCUAGAACUGGAAAGUGUGGGGUGUACUGUCUGAGGUGUAAUUUCAACCUUGUGAAGUGUACACUUACACCCUUAUGCCCUCCACUCCUUAAUCAAAUCACUGAAAAAGAUGCAGUAGGUUCUCUCUCAGAGGACAGAUCGGUCAUGAGUGUACAUCUCUGAAGGAGAGGGCUUUGCAUGAGAAGAGGUUAUCACAUAUCCCUACGAGAAAAGGGAACAUGAAAAUAGAAUACCCGGGAAAUGGGCAAGAUGAUACCAACGGUAGCUCUGGCAGGGCAUAACCCUCGCCUGGCAUAUCGCUGGGAUACUGAGCAGCAAGGGGCCUGAAAUCCACACCAUGUAAUCAAAGAUGAGAAAGAAUGAGGGAGAUGGCCUUGGUGCUGAAUUGCAUGAAGUCAAGGGGAUAAUUCUAUGUUAAAAGCACUUAUUCGUCUUAAAGUUGCUAUAUUUUGUGGCUGUAGCCGCACACUCUUGUUAAGAUGCAAAUGUAAUGUACGAAGCAAAUGAAGUACUACCUGAACAUGGUCAAUGACAAUGCUCACGUUUGUUUUCUGUUUGAAAACGUUUGCUUAGGGUUGAUCUUAUUGAACGUAACCCUGCCUGCUGAUAUAAGAGAGGUUGCACGCUGCAGUUGACAGAUGUCUUUGGCCUCGCUCCAGACAGGCCCCUCUAAUGACCUUACAUCACCAUGAUGACCAAUGUGGAGGUGCUUGCUCAGCAGAUAGUGGCCUCUGAGCAGGUGGCGGAGGUGAGUGACGUGUGUGUGUGUGUGUGGUUGUGUUAUUAUGGGAGAGGAUGUGUUUGUGUACUCUACGAAGGUAAAUUGUGCUUGCAUGUUGGUUUUCUGUGUGUGUGUGUGGUUAUUAUGUUAUUAUGGAAGAGGAUAUGUUUGUGUGCUGUAAGGAGGUAAAUUCUGUUUGCAUGCUGGUUUUCUGUGUGUGACUGUGUCUGUACUGUGUAUGUGAAAGGGCACCCUGACCCUAACCCAUCCCAUGCUUCCUUUUCAAAGAUGAUUCACUUUGUGAGACAAAGGCAAUACACUGCCAGAGAGGGAAGCAAAACACCCCUGUUUUUGUCUGGUUCAAUGAAAGUCAUUGAACUAAGUAGACCAGACACUGCUGCUAUUGCGUUUGUGUCUAUGGGAGACAGACCCAGUUAAGUAGACCGGAACUGACCAUUUUCAAUGGUAAACGGCCUGAGUGAACUAUCUUAAUUUAUCCACCAUCUUUUACGAUGCUGCUCUGUGUGGCAUGGCAGGUUACUUCUGUCUCCUUGGUUGCCGUGGAGACAGAGGCCACUCUUAACCUUCAGAGGAGAGGGGUCACUCUGAGGGCACAGUCAAGCCCCUCCCUCUGUCUAGCUGCUGCUGGCUGCUGGCUUCCCUGCUGCUCACACAUGUAUUGUGUGUUUGUGUGUGCUGUGUUGCACAUAAAUCUUAGGUUCUGACUGUUAAUGUGUUUGUAUUGUGUGUUUCAGGUGCAGACCUCUCCCGCUGACUUGUCAGUGAUGAGUGGCUCUCCACAGCGUUUCCAGAUCAUCUCUAACGAGCCCUCAGCCACACCGCAACACAUUCAGGUAACAAUACCCUACAUUAUUGACAUGCUACUGCUUGAAGUCACUGCCACCUAUUGAUAGCCUACACACACUGCACCCUAGUGAAAAUGUAUAAUAUACACAGAUUCCAAAUCCCACUAACAACAAAAUAUUGUUUUAAAAACUAUUUGGAUACAACUUAAAUAAUUGUAAAUUCUUAAAUUAAAGGGAUAGCAGUUGUUUGGAUGGAUAGAUGUGGGAUUAUGACCCCUCCCUCCCCCUCCCUCCCUCUCAGAUUGUAACGGACCAGCAGACGGGUCAGAAGAUCCAGAUAGUCACGACCAUGGAUCCCUUCAGCGGGCCCAAGCAGCAGUUCAUCCUGGCGGCGGCUGAUGGCUCUGGAACGGGCAAAGUCAUCCUGACCUCCCCAGAGAACCAGGGCACCAAGCAGAUCAUUUUCACAACCGCAGACAGCCUGGUACCCGGCAGGAUACAGGUACGGAAGUAGCCAUAAUACCACCAUUCUAAAUCACAGUCAGAUACAGGUACGGAAUUCACCAUAACACCACAAAUCUAAACCACAGCAUUAGAUGACACACUGUGUAACCUUUGACCCCUCAGUGACCUCUACUCCUCCUGAUGUUCUAGAUUGUGACAGAUGCAGCGUCGGUGGAGCAGUUAUUGGGGAAGGCAGGGGACGUGGGCCGGCCUCAACCUGUAGAGUAUUGCGUGGUGUGUGGAGACAAGGCUUCAGGUACGCACACACACUGCACACACACACACUCACAGGCCAUUGGCCCAUUCAUAUCACUAACCCAUUCUCUCUGUUCUGUGUCCAGGGCGUCACUAUGGGUCUGUCAGCUGUGAAGGCUGUAAAGGCUUCUUCAAGAGGAGUGUGAGAAAGAACCUGACUUACAGUUGCCGCAGCAAUCAGGACUGUGUUGUCAACAAGCACCACCGUAACCGCUGUCAGUUCUGCCGGCUGAGGAAAUGCCUGGACAUGGGCAUGAAGAUGGAGUGUGAGUCACACCAGCGAACGCACAUGAAGAUUGGUUUAAUUUUUUUCUCCUGUCGCAGGCAGAUUUUUGUCGGAUAGGAUGGUCGAGGGGCCAGAACAUAAUUAUAAUAAUUUGUACACUGCAAAUUAGUGCUGAGCGAUUAAUCUAAAGUUAGGUUAAUUUUUCGGGUUUUAAACAACUAAUUGACCGACGUCUGUUCAAUUAUUUGAAUUCCAUUUCGUUAGUUUUUUUUACUGUGAGCUCGAUGUGCAGUUUCUGUAGAGAUAAAUCAGAUGAAGCCUGAACUGUGUGAUGUAGUAGGGAGUUGUAGUUUCCAACAGGUCAAUAUUCUACAUAGUUUAGUGCAGAAAACGUGGUAAUAAACUACAAUGACCAUAAUCCUUUGCGCACCCGCUUAAACUUGUCCGGUCUGUGCGGAGCAGACACAAGAGACUGAGAGAAGAGAGAAUGCAAUCGAAAGGGAUAGAAAGCAGUUGCUUCGCGAGUCUGAAAAUAAAAGAUCUAAAGUGAUUGAUAGUUGGUAUUCAGCAGUCAUAAAAGUAUGCCUUAUUGACUUUGAAGAACUACUAAAAUAGUGAUUUUGUCAGACAGCAUAGGCAGCAGCUCUAUAGAGAUGAGAUUAUGACUUGGAAUGAAAUAGUAAAGUCAUCAAAUAAAACAAAUAUUUUAUUAAAGUAAUAUAUGAUGGUUAAUAAUAAUAAUUAUAUACAGUUAUGGGCAGUCACUACCAUCAUGGGACUUUUAUUAAUAGUUUUAUUCAGUGUUGUUACAGCAUUCAACAAUAGUGCAUUUAAUGUGUAAAAAAAUUACCGAAACCGAAAACCGUGAAUAUUUUUGUACAAAUUUAACCGAAACCUAACCGACUUCAAAAAGCACUAAUCGCUCGACACUACUGCAAAUUGACCACAACUAAGCCCAAAAAGAGAUUGUAUUUGAAAAGAACAAUCAUUUCAUACCUUGAUUACAUUUACAUUUACAUUUUAGUCAUUUAGCAGACGCUCUUAUCCAGAGCGACUUACAGUUAGUGCAUACAUUAUUAUUUUAUUAUUUUUUUCAUACCCCCCCAUGGGAAUCGAACCCACAACCCUGGCGUUGCAAACGCCAUGCUCUACCAACUGAGCUACAUCCCUGCUGGCCAUUCCCUCCCCUACCCUGGACAACGCUGGGCCAAUUACAUGCCACUGGGCACACACUGGUUGAAUCAACGUUGUUGCCAGGUCAUUUCAAUGAAAUGACCUGGAACCAACAUGGAAUAGAAGUUGAACUGACAUCUAUGCCCAGUGGGAUAUGUCUCUUUUUAUAUUUGUGGGAAUACUUGGUUGGGAACAGAUUUUCUAAAUUAAAUGCAAUUUUUAUAGAUAUUUUUGUUGCUAAGAACUUUUGGGGUCCAGCAAAAAAAUCACGCUGCCUGUUGCCGACCCCUGCUGUAGGGUUUUAGUGUUGUUGAUGGUGUUUCUGUCCUGUGUGCUCUCAGCCGUGCAGAGUGAAAGGAAGCCCAUUGACCUGCCCAGAGAGAGGCCUGUUAACUGUGCUGCGUCCACAGAGAAGAUCUACAUCAGGAAGAACCUGAUGAGCCCACUCAUCGCCACGCCAACCUUCAUCACUGACAGUGACGGCUCCAGGUCAGAGACUGAGAUUGCUACUUUGUCUCCUUACUUGAUCAUGUGAUUUUGAAUUGUCCCGUGGGUUAGAAUCUCUGCUCUGAUUGGUGCUUUGGGUUAGUCUUCGGGCUCUGAUUGGUCCUGUGGGUUAGACUUUGGUCUCUGACUGGUGUUGUGUGCAGAUCCAGUCUGCUAGACACAGGGAUGCUGGUGAACAUCCAGCAGCCUCUGAUCCAGGCUGACGGGACACUACUGCUGGCCACAGACACCAAGGUACAAACUCAGUUAUUCCUCAACAUUCUCAGUGUAAUCCCUGUCCUGACAUGCUGUGAGUUGGACUGGUCAUUGGAAUCAGAGUGUGUUGUUAUUCUCAUCACUGGCUCACUGGAUGUGCCCCCCUCGCCAGUCUGAGUCGGGGCAGGGGGACUUGGGGACGCUUGCCAGCGUGGUGACGUCUCUGGCCAACCUGACCGACUCCCUCAGUGAGUCCCUGAACAACAGUGAUACCUCAGAUGACCAGCAGGAGGAGCAGUCUGCUAGCGAGAUAACACGGUACGCAUGCAGUGGCUCUGUGAGAAUAAGUCUGUGUGUGUGUGCGUGUGUAAUUGCUCCUGUAUUGUGUAUGUGUCUUCAGUGCCUUUGACACCCUGGCCAAAGCCCUGAACCCAUCCGAGUCGGGGGGGGGGCAGAACCUGGCGGAGGGAGGGGUGUGUGUGGGCGGAGCCACCAUCCAAGUGAUCAGCCAAGACCAGGUGACCCCCCUCAUUGAGGUGGAGGGCCCGCUGCUCACAGACACACACGUCAGCUUCAAGGUGGGGGAUCUAAACUUGAAACUUAAAAUGUAUUCACAUUUUGCUGGUGUUCAACCAUUUAUUUUUGUAUGCACGUCACCUUUGUGUUUUCAAUAACCUGACAUCUCUAUCUCUCUAUUUUUUUCGGUCCCUCUGUACCGCCUAUAGCUGACCAUGCCCAGCCCCAUGCCAGAGUAUCUGAAUGUGCACUACAUCUGUGAGUCAGCGUCCCGCCUCCUCUUCCUCUCCAUGCACUGGGCAAGCUCCAUCCCUGCAUUCUCCGCUCUCGGGUAAGAACACUCUUAUCAAAGUGUUAUUACGCUUUUAGUAUUGAUGUGUGUGUGACUUGAACUGUCUGUGUGUGUGUGUGUGUGUGUGUGUGUGUGUGUGUGUGUGUGUGUGCAUCAUCAUGUGUGUGUGUGUGUGCUGAGGGGUUGAAGCUACAAACCCAAGCCUAUGGGUUCGUAGCUUCAACCCCGCAACACACACACACACACACACACACACCCAAUUGAUUAAUGGACUGCUGAAUGUAUAUUUUAUUAUCUUGCUUUGUUUGCUCUUUUCCAUAUUAUGUACAGUGGGGAAAAAAAGUAUUUAUUCAGCCACCAAUUGUGCAAGUUCUCCCACUUAAAAAGAUGAGAGAGGCCUGUAAUUUUCAUCAUAGGUACACGUCAACUAUGACAGACAAAAUGAGAAAAAAAAUCCAGAAAAUCACAUUGUAGGAUUUUUUAUGAAUUUAUUUGCAAAUCAUGGUGGAAAAUAAGUAUUUGGUCAAUAACAAAAGUUUCUCAAUACUUUGUUAUAUACCCUUUGUUGGCAAUGACACAGGUCAAACGUUUUCUGUAAGUCUUCACAAGGUUUUCACACACUGUUGCUGGUAUUUUGGCCCAUUCCUCCAUGCAGAUCUCCUCUAGAGCAGUGAUGUUUUGGGGCUGUCGCUGGGCAACACGGACUUUCAACUCCCUCCAAAGAUUUUCUAUGGGGUUGAGAUCUGGAGACUGGCUAGGCCACUCCAGGACCUUGAAAUGCUUCUUACGAAGCCACUUCUUCGUUGCCCGGGCGGUGUGUUUGGGAUCAUUGUCAUGCUGAAAGACCCAGCCACGUUUCAUCUGCAGUGCCCUUGCUGAUGGAAGGAGGUUUUCACUCAAAAUCUCACGAUACAUGGCCCCAUUCAUUCUUUCCUUUACACGGAUCAGUCGUCCUGGUCCCUUUGCAGAAAAACAGCCCCAAAGCAUGAUGUUUCCACCCCCAUGCUUCACAGUAGGUAUGGUGUUCUUUGGAUGCAACUCAGCAUUCUUUGUCCUCCAAACACGACGAGUUGAGUUUUUACCAAAAAGUUCUAUUUUGGUUUCAUCUGACCAUAUGACAUUCUCCCAAUCCUCUUCUGGAUCAUCCAAAUGCACUCUAGCAAACUUCAGACGGGCCUGGACAUGUACUGGCUUAAGCAGGGGGACACAUCUGGCACUGCAGGAUUUGAGUCCCUGGCGGCGUAGUGUGUUACUGAUGGUAGGCUUUGUUACUUUGAUCCCAGCUCUCUGCAGGUCAUUCACUAGGUCCCCCCGUGUGGUUCUGGGAUUUUUGCUCAACGUUCUUGUGAUCAUUUUGACCCCACGGGGUGAGAUCUUGCGUGGAGCCCCAGAUCGAGGGAGAUUAUCAGUGGUCUUGUAUGUCUUCCAUUUCCUAAUAAUUGCUCCCACAGUUGAUUUCUUCAAACCAAGCUGCUUACCUAUUGCAGAUUAAGUCUUCCCAGCCUGGUGCAGGUCUACAAUUUUGUUUCUGGUGUCCUUUGACAGCUCUUUGGUCUUGGCCAUAGUGGAGUUUGGAGUGUGACUGUUUGAGGUUGUGGACAGGUGUCUUUUAUACUGAUAACAAGUUCAAACAGGUGCCAUUAAUACAGGUAACGAGUGGAGGACAGAGGAGCCUCUUAAAGAAGAAGUUACAGGUCUGUGAGAGCCAGAAAUCUUGCUUGUUUGUAGGUGACCAAAUACUUAUUUUCCACCAUAAUUUGCAAAUAAAUUCAUAAAAAAUCCUACAAUGUGAUUUUCUGGAUUUUUUCUUCUUCUCAAUUUGUCUGUCAUAGUUGACGUGUACCUAUGAUGAAAAUUACAGGCCUCUCUCAUCUUUUUAAGUGGGAGAACUUGCACAAUUGGUGGCUGACUAAAUACUUUUUUCCCCCACUGUAUAUCUCUGAUAACCCAGGAAAUGGCUAAAAAUAGCCCAUAUUAAUAAAUGUAGCCUUAGAAAUAAGGUUCAUGAAAUCAAUAACUUGCUAACGUCAGAUAACAUUAAUAUAUUAGCCAUUUCUGAGACUCACUUAGAUCAUUCAUUUCAUGAUACAGCAGUAGCAAUACAAGGAUAUAACAUCUAUAGAAGAGACAGAAAUGCUUAUGGGGGAGGUGUUGCUGUAUACACUACCGUUCAAAAGUUUGGGGUCACUUAGAAAUGUCCUUGUUUUCGAAAGAAAAGCAAUUUUUUUGUCCAUUAAAAUAACAUAAAAUUGAUCAAAAAUACAGCGUAGACAUUGUUAAUGUUGUAAAUGGCUAUUGUAGCUGAAAACGACAGAUUUUUUAUGGAAUAUCUACAUAGGCGUACAGAGGCCCAUUAUCAGCAACCAUCAGUCCUGUGUUCCAAUGGCACGUUGUGUUUGCUAAUCCAAGUUUAUCAUUUUAAAAGGCUAAUUGAUCAUUAGAAAACCCUUUUGCAAUUAUGUUAGCACAGCUCCGGGAUGCUGACCUUCUAGGCAGAGUUGCAAAGAAAAAGCCAUAUCUCAGACCGGCCAAUAAAAAUAAAAGAUUUAGAUGGGCAGUCUGAGAUAUGGCUUUUUCUUUGCAACUCUGCCUAGAAGGUCAGCAUCCCGGAGUCGCCUCUUCACUGUUGACAUUGAGACUGGUGUUUUGCGGGUACUAUUUAAUGAAGCUGCCAGUUGAGGACCUGUGAGGCGCCUGUUUCUCAAACUAGACACUGUAAUGUAUUUGUCCUCUUGCUCUGUUGUGCACCGGGGCCUCCCACUCCUCUUUCUAUUCUGGUUAGAGCCAGUUUGAGCUGUUCUGUGAAGGGAGUAGUACACAGCGUUGUACGAGAUCUUCAGUUUCUUGGCAAUUUCUCGCAUGGAAUAUCCAUCAUUUCUCAGAAUAAGAAUAUACUGACGAGUUUCAGAAGAAAGUUAUUUAUUUCUGGCCAUUUUGAGCCCGUAAUCGAACCCACAAUUGCUAAUGCUCCAGAUACUCAACUAGCCUCAAGAAGGCCAGUUUUAUUGCUUCUUUAAUCUUCACAACAGUUUUCAGCUGUGCUAACAUAAUUGCAAAAGGGUUUUCUAAUGAUCAAUUAGCUUUUUAAAAUGAUAAACUUGGAUUAGCAAACACAACAUGCCAUUGGAACACAGGACUGAUUGUUGCUGAUAAUGGGCCUCUGUACGCCUAUGUAGAUAUUCCAUUACAAAUCAGCCGUUUCCAGCUACAAUAGCCAUUUACAACAUUAACAAUGUCUACACUGUAUUUCUGAUCAAUUUGAUGUUAUUUUCAUGGACAAAAAAAGUGCUUUUCUUUCGAAAAAAACAAGGAAAUGUUUAAGUGACCCCAAACUUUUGAACGGUAGUGUAUAUUCAGAGCUAUAUCCCAGUAAUGCUUAGAGAGGAUGUUAUGUCAAGUGUUGUGGUUGUAGGUUCCCUUGGCACAUCUAAAGCAUUUUCUUUUGGGGUGUUGCUAUAGGCCACCAAGUGCUAACAGUCAGUAUCUAAAUAAUAUGUGUGAAAUGCUUGAUAGUGUGUGUGAUGUAAACAGAGAGGUCUACUUUCUUGGGGACCUGAAUAUUGACUGGUUUUUAUCAAGCUGUCCACUCAAAGGAAGCUUCUCACUGUAACCAGUGCUUGUAAUCUGGUUCAGGUUAUUAAUCAUCAACCUACCAGGGUGUUUACAAACACAACAGGAACAAGAUCAUCCACAUGUAUCGAUCACAUUUUUACUAAUACUGUAGAACUUUGUUCUAAAGCUGUAUCUGUACCCAUUGAAUGCAGUGGUCACAAUAUAGUGGCUACAGUGCAUUCAGAAUGUAUUCAGACCCCUUGACUUUUUCCACAUAUGUUACAGCCUUAUUCUAAAAUGGAUUAAAUCGUUUUUUUUCUUCAUCAAUCUACACACAAUACCCCAUAAUGAUGAAGCAAAAACAGGUUUUUAGAAAACUGAAAUAUCACAUUUACAUAAGUAUUCAGACCCUUUACUCAGUACUUUGUUGAAGCACCUUUGGCAGCGAUUACAGCCACGAGUCUUCUUGGGUAUAACGCUACAAGCUUGGCACACCUGUAUUUGAGGAGUUUCUCCCAUUCUUCUCUGUAGAUCGUCACAAGCUCUGUCAGGUUUGAUGGGGAGCGUCGCUGCACAGCUAUUUUCAGGUAUCUCCAGAGAUGUUUGAUCGGGUUCAAGUCUGGCUCUGGCUGGGCCACUCAAGGACAUUCAGAGACUUGUCCUGAACCCACUCCUGCGUUGUCUUGGCUGUGUGCUCAGUGUUGUUGUCCUGUUGGAAGUUGAACCUUCGCCCCAGUCUGAGGUCCUGAGCUAUCUGGAGCAGAUUUUCAUCAAGGAUCUCUCUGUACUUUGCUCUGUUCAUCUUUCCCUCAAUCCUGGCUAGUAUCUCAGUCCCUGCCGCUGAAAAACAUCCCCACAGCAUGAUGCUGCCACCACCAUGCUUCACCAUAGGGAUGGUGCCAGGUUUCCUCCAGACGUGACACUUGGCAUUCAGGCCAAAGAGUUCGAUCUUGGUUUCAUCAGACCAGAUAAUCUUGUUUCUCAUGGUCAGAGUCCUUUAGGUGCCUUUUGGCAAACUCCAAGCAGGCUGUCUUGUGCCUUUUACUGAGGCGUGGCUUUCGUCUGGCCACUCUACCAUAAAGGCCUGAUUGGUGGAGUGCUGCAGAGAUGGUUGUCCUUCUGGAAUGUUCUCCCAUCUCCACAGAGGAACUCUGGAUCUCAGUCAGAGUUACCAUUGGGUUCUUGGUCACCUCCCUGACCAAGGCACUUCUCCCCCGAUUGCUCAGUUUGGCAGGGCGGCCAGCUCUAGGAAUAGUCCAUUUGAAAAUGAUGGAGGCCACUGUGUUCUUGGGGACCUUCAAUGCUGCAGAAAUGUUUUGGACCCCUUUCCCAGAUCUGUGCCAAGACACAAUUCUGUCUCAGAGCUCUACGGACAAUUCCUUCAACCUCAUGGCUUGGUUUUUGCGCUGACAUGCACUGUCAAAUGUGGGACCUUAUAUAGACAGGUGUGUGCCUUUCCAAAUCAUGUCCAAUUAAUUUAAUUUACCACAGGUGGACUCCAAUCAAGUUGUAGAAAAAUCUCAAGGAUGGUCAAUGGAAACAGGGAUGCACCUGAGCUCAAUUUCGAGUCUCAUAGCAAAGGGUAGGAAUACUUAUGUAAAUACGUUAUUCCUGUUUUUUAUUUUUAACAAAUUUGCAAACAUUUUAAAAAACCUGUUUUCACUUUGUCAUUAUGGGGUAUUGUGUGUAGAUUGAUGAGAAAAAUAUAUAUUUAAUCAAUUUUAGAAUAAGGCUGUAAUGUAACAAAAUGUGGAAAAAGCCAAGGGUUCUGAAUACUUUCCGAAUGCACUGUAUAUUUACAUUUACAUAAUUUAGCAGACACUCUUAUCCAGAGCGACUUACAAAUUGGUGCAUUCAACUUAUGAUAGCCAGUGGGACAACCACCUUUUUUUUAUGGGGGGUGGGGGAAGAAGGAUUACUUUAUACUAUUCCAGGUAUUCCUUAAAGAGGUAGGGUUUCAAGUGUCUCCGGAAGGUGGUCAGUGACUCCGCUGUCCUGGCGUCGUGGGGGAGCUUGUUCCACCAUUGGGGUGCCAGAGCAGCAUAUCCAGGAAAGCCAAAAUUCCAAAAACUGGGCCUAAAAUAGUGUAUCAGAGAUCAUACAAAAGAUUUUGCUGUGACUCUUUUGUGGAUGAUGUUAAAAAUAUUUGUUGUUCUGAUGUGAUUAAUAAGGAGCAUCCAGACGCUGCACUUGAUGAAUUUAUGAAAUUGCUUCUUCCAGUUAUUUAUAAACAUUCACCUGUUAGGAAACUGACUGUUAGAACUGUUAAGGCUCCAUGGAUUGAUGAGGAAUUGAUAAACUGUAUGGUUGAAAGAGAUGGGGCAAAAGGAGUGGCUAAUAAGUCUGGCUGCACAUCUGACUGGCUGACUUACUGCAAAUUGAGAAAUGAUAUGACUAAACUCAACAAAAUGAAUAUGAAGCCAAGAUCAAUGCUAUAAAGAAUGAUGGAGUACUUUAAAUGAAAUUAUGGGCAGAAAGACAAAUUCUACUCCAUCUUUCAUCGAAUCAGAUGUCUUAUUCAUCAUUUGAUGUUGCCAAUUAUUUAAAUGAUUACUUCAUUGGAAAAGUGGGCAAACUUAGGCAGGAAAUGCCAACAACGAACAGUGAGCCAUAGUAUUCAUGCAUAAAAAAUAAAUAAUGAAAGAAAAGCAUUGCAAGUUUAAUUUUGUAAAGUUAGUGUGGGAGAGGUGGAAAGAUUAUUAUUAUCGAUCAAAAAUGACAAACCUCCUGGCAUUGACAACUUAGAUGGAAAGCUACUGAGGAUGGUAGCUGACUCUAUAUCCACUACUAUCUGUCAUAUACAGUGGGUAGAACAAGUAUUUGAUACACUGCCGAUUUUGCAGGUUUUCCUACUUACAAAGCAUGUAGAGGUCUGUAAUGUUUUGUCAUAGGUACACUUCAACUGUGAGAGACAAAAAUCCAGAAAAUGUAAUUGUAUGAUUUUUAAGUAAUUAAUUUGCAUUUUAUUGCAUGAUAUAAGUAUUUGAUACAUCAGAAAAGCAGAACUUUAUAUUUGGUACAGAAACCUUUGUUUGCAAUUACAGAGAUCAUACGUUUCCUGUAGGUCUUGGCCAGGUUUGCACACACUGCAGUAGGGAUUUUGGCCCACUCCUCCAUACAGACCUUCUCCAGAUCCUUCAGGUUUCGGGGCUGUCGCUGGGCAAUACGGACUUUCAGCUCCCUCCAAAGAUGUUCUAUUGGGUUCAGGUCUGGAGACUGGCUAGGCCACUCCAGGACCUUGAGAUGCUUCUUACGGAGCCACUCCUUAGUUGCCCUGGCUGUGUGUUUCGGGUCGUUGUCAUGCUGGAAGACCCAGCCACGACCCAUCUUCAAUGCUCUUACUGAGGGAAGGAGGUUGUUGGCCAAGAUCUCGCAAUACAUAGCCCCAUCCAUCCUCCCCUCAAUACGGUGCAGUCGUCCUGUCCCCUUUGCAGAAAAGCAUCCCCAAAAAAUUUUUCCACCUCCAUGCUUCACGGUUGGGAUGGUGUUCUUGGGCUUGUACUCAUCCUUCUUCUUCCUCCAAACACGGCGAGUGGAGUUUAGACCAAAAAGCUCUAUUUUUGUCUCAUCAGACCACAUGACCUUCUCCCAUUCCUCCUCUGGAUCAUCCAGAUGGUCAUUGGCAAACUUCAGACGGGCCUGGACAUGCGCUGGCUUGAGCAGGGGGACAUUGCGUGCGCUGCAGGAUUUUAAUCCAUGACGGCGUAGUGUGUUACUAAUGGUUUUCUUUGAGACUGUGGUCCCAGCUCUCUUCAGGUCAUUGACCAGGUCCUGCCGUGUAGUUCUGGGCUGAUCCCUCACCUUCCUCAUGAUCAUUGAUGCCCCACGAGGUGAGAUCUUGCAUGGAGCCCCAGACCGAGGGUGGUUGACCGUCAUCUUGAACUUCUUCCAUUUUCUAAUAAUUGUGCCAACAGUUGUUGCCUUCUCACCAAGCUUCUUGCCUAUUGUCCUGUAGCCCAUCCCAGCCUUGUGCAGGUCUACAAUUUUAUCCCUGAUGACCUUACACAGCUCUCUGGUUUUGGCCAUUGUGGAGAGGUUGGAGUCUGUUUGAUUGAGUGUGUGGACAGGUGUCUUUUAUACAGGUAACGAGUUCAAACAGGUGCAGUUAAUACAGGUAAUGAGUGGAGAACAGGAGGGCUUCUUAAAGAAAAACUAACAGGUCUGUGAGAGCCGGAAUUCUUACUGGUUGGUAGGUGAUCAAAUACUUAUGUCAUGCAAUAAAAUGCAAAUUAAUUACUUAAAAAUCAUACAAUGUGAUUUUCUGGAUUUUUGUUUUAGAUUCCGUCUCUCACAGUUGAAGUGUACCUAUGAUAAAAAUUACAGACCUCUACAUGCUUUGUAAGUAGGAAAACCUGCAAAUUCGGCAGUGUAUCAAAUACUUGUUCUCCCCACUGUAUUUAAUCUGAGCCUAGAGGAAAGUCUUUGUCCUCAGGCCUGGAGGGAAGCCAAAGUCAUUCCGUUACCCAAGAGUGGUAAUGCAGCCUUUACUGCUUCUAACAGCAGACCUAUAAGCUUGCUGCCAGCUUUUAGCAAACUGUUGGAAAAAAUGGUGUUUGACCAAAUACAAUGCUAUUUCUCUGUAACAAAUGAACAACAGACGUUCAGCAUCCUUAUAGAGAAGGGCACUCAACAUGUACUGCACUGACACAAAUGACUGAUUGAAAGAAAUUGAUUUUGAGAAGAUUGUGGGAGCUGUACUUUUAAAUUUCAGUGCAGCCUUUGAUAUUAUUGUCCAUAACCUGUUGUUGAAAAAACGUAUGUGUUAUGGCUUUUCAACCUCUGCCAUAUCUUGGAUUCUGAGCUAUCUUAUCUAAUAGAACUCAAAGGGUUUUCUGCAAUGGAAGCUUCUCUAAUGUCAAACAUGUAAAGUGUGGUGUACCGCAGGGCAGCUCUGUAGGCCCUCUACUCUUUUCUAUUUUUACCAAUGACCUGCCACUGGCAUUAAAUAAAGCAUGUGUGUCCAUGUAUGCUGAUGAUUAAACCAUAUACCCAUCAGCAACCACAGCUAAUUAAGUCACUGAAACCCUUAACAAAGAGUUGCAGUAUGUUUUGGAAUGGGUGGCCAGUAAUAAACUGGUCCUGAACAUCUCUAAAACUAAGAGCAUUGUAUUUGGUACAAAUCAUUCCCUAAGUUCUAGACCUCAGCUGAAUUUGGUAAUGAAUGGUGUGUCUGUUGAGCAAGUUGAGGAGACUAAAUUACUUGGCGUUACCUUAGACUGUAAACUAUUAUGGUCAAAACAUAUAGAUUCAAUGGUUGUAAAGAUGGGGAGAGGUCUGUCCGUAAUAAAGAGAUGCUAUGCUUUUUUGACACCACACUCCAAAAAGCAAGUUCUGCAGGCUCUAGUUUUGUCUUAUCUUGAUUAUUGUCCAGUCGUGUGGUCGAGUGCUGCAAGGAAAGACCUAGUUAAGCUGCAGCUGGCCCAGAACAGAGCGGCACGUCUUGCUCUUCAUUGUAAUCAGAGGGCUGAUAUAAAUGUUAUACAUGCCAGUCUCUCUUGGCUAAGAGUUGAGGAGAGACUGACUGCAUCACUUCUUCUUUUUAUAAGAAACAUUAAUGUGUUGAAAAUCCCAAAUUGUUUGCAUAGUCAAUUUACACAGCUCUGACACACAACCUUACCCCACCAGACAUGCCACCGGGGUCUUUUCACAGUCCCCAAAUCCAAAACAAAUUCAAGAAAGCGUACAGUAUUAUAUAGAGCCAUUAUUGCAUGGAACUCCGUUCCAUCUCAUAUUGCUCAAAUAAUCAGCAAACCUGGUUAAAAAAAAACAGAUAAAGCAACACCUCACGGCACAACGCCUCUCCACUAUUUGACCUAGAUAGUUUGUGUGUAUGUAUUUUUUAUUUUUUUUAUAUGUAUGUAGUUUUGUCCCUGAGCUGUUCUUGUCUAUUAAUGUUCUGUAUUAUGUCAUGUUUCAUGUUUUGUGUGGACCCCAGGAAGAGUAGCUGCUGCUUUUGCAACAGCUAAUGGGGGAUCCUAAUUAAAUACAAAAAUCUCAACCAAUCUCGAUUUAGUCCUGUAACUGUAUGUGUGUGUGUGUGUGUGUCUCAGUCAGGAGAGUAACACCAGCCUGGUACGUGCCUGUUGGAAUGAGCUGUUCACUCUGGGGCUGGCUCAGUGUGCUCAGAUCAUGAGUCUCUCCACCAUCCUGGAAGCCAUCAUCAACCACCUCCAGAACAGCAUCCAAGACGGUACACCAUCAAACCUCCAGAUCUCCAUACAAAACAGUGAACGCACUAAAUUCACAAAACGCACACCCUGAUACAAUCAGACACACAGAUACAGAAGCUAUGGAUGCAAGACUCAAACUCCCCACAAACAAGUUCAUUUCUAAUUAUUUAUGUGUUGUAAAGUGUUGUUUGAUGUUCCCCUGUAGAUAAGGUGUCUGCGGAGAGAGUGAAGCUGGUGAUGGAACACAUCUGGAAGCUGCAGGAGUUCUGUAACAGCAUGGUUAAGAUGGAGACAGACAACUAUGAGUAUGCUUACCUGAAGGCCAUAGUGCUCUUCAGCCCUGGUGAGCAUGGUCCCAUUAACAUCAUACAUUAUGUUAGAAAUACAUCAUAAAUCACAGGCAAUGACUAGAGACUCAAGAUUCUCCUGGUCAGGUCACGUGGUCAAGAAAAUAUAAAUUCCCUAUGAGAAACAUCUGACAUCAGAUAAGAGUCAAUUUACUCCGCUAAAUUAUUUUUGACAUAUACAGUACAUGGGUCGUUCCACGAAAUUAGUGCCUUUUGCGUCCCUUUGAUAUUUUAAGUAGAAAUUGUGCACAAAUAUACAAUUUUAAAAGCCUUUCAUAUUAAUUGUAGUGCCCUUUAAUAUAGACCACAUUUUGUAUGAAUAAAGACUUUCUAAAGUGCCAAAAUUCAGCAUUUUGACAUGUCCCUCUUUGCGUCCUCUGUGACUUCUAGGAAGAUUUUAACCCACUUAAUCCCAACAUUUCUCAUUUUUCACCAUCAUUGUAAAGCCCUAGUUAUUUUUUUGCUUUGACAAAGUCAUUUCUGAAGAUUAUUAUUAAUUUAAUGUGAUUAGUGAUUCAUUUUUCAUUUUAAGGUCAACCCUGUUACGUGAACUGAAAUCUCAUUUUAAUAUCUGAAACUAUUCCUUUAAAAAAAAUAGUCAAAUCAUAGUGUAAAAGCAGGUGAGCGGGUUCUUCUCUUUUUGACCAUUUUCUGGUGUUUUGUGGUGGAAAACUGAGCGGGUCGAGCGGGUGAAGCUUGCAUUCAAUUACCCCUACCUGUUGCACACAACAAUCUUCCAUUCCCCUAUCACAAGGGGAUUUAUGGCUGAUUUAAAAUGAAGUCGUCAACCCUGUUACGGUCAACACUGUUACUUUAUUUGGCACUUACUAUAGUAUUAUUUUCUCUUUAACCUCUUGAGAUGGGAAAAUUUGUUUUUUUAUUAAGUUGAACAUGUGUUCUUUAUGACAGAAUAUAAAAAUGUGGUGAAAUAAAAUGUUUUCUUUUCACCAAGUUACACUAAUCAAAAGGCACCUAAUUGGUGGAGCAACCCACAUAGGGAUAUAUAUGUACAGUAUAUCAACUAGAAGAGUAGAUAAGCAUAACAUGAUAAUUUGAUAACAUUUUCUCAUAUUUAUCUCAUAGUGUAUUGUUAGGAAACAGCUAUUGUGUGUCUCACUAAUCAGACCAUCCAGGCCUGAACAGUUGCAGCCAGAUAGUGAAGUUCCAGGAGAAAGCCCAGAUGGAGCUGCAGGACUAUGUGCAGAAGACCUAUCCAGAUGACACCUACAGGUAUGCUGUAUGCCAAUCAGGACCUUGAUAUAUCCUAAAACCCUCCCCACAGGUCCCAUAAAUUCAUAUGUGAAUCUAUCUCUUUCUGAUUGGAUCCAUAUAUCACAUGUAUUAACUUGUCUCUCUCUGAUUGAUUCUCCCAGGUUGACUCGUAUCCUGAUGCGUCUCCCGGCGCUGCGUCUGAUGAGCUCCAGCAUCACAGAAGAGCUAUUCUUCACCGGCCUGAUCGGCAACGUGCCCAUCGACAGCAUCAUCCCUUACAUCCUCAAGAUGGAGACCGCAGACUACAACACCCAGAUCACCGGUCCCACAGCGUGA